AUGGCGACGAUUGGAACUCUCCAGCGCAUCAGUGCUGCCAAACUCUCCACCCUGCUGUUGGCAGACCAGGCUGCAAGCACUUCGUCUGUGGCCGUCGUAGAUGUUCGCGACGAUGACUACCUCGGCGGUCAUAUAAAAGGCUGCAUGAACAUGCCCUCCAGAAGUCUCGAUGCUACAAUGCCCACCCUCAUGCGCCGCCUCGAAGGCAAGAAGACGGUCGUAUUCCACUGCGCUCUAUCGCAGCAACGCGGACCCAGUGCUGCCCUUCGAUAUCUCCGAGAGCGCGAUCAGAAUCUCACCUCUAAGACCACUACUGACUCGGCGGAGGACUCGGCAUCUGCGGAGCCCCAGACAGUAUACGUUCUCGAUCGCGGAUUCGUCGGUUGGCAGGAAAAGUACGGCGAAGACGAACGAUUGACCGAGGGAUAUAGCAAGGAACUCUGGAAAGAUGGCUACUGGAUGUAA
Molecule: messenger RNA, 465 nt
Organism: Colletotrichum fioriniae
Lineage: Eukaryota; Fungi; Ascomycota; Sordariomycetes; Glomerellales; Glomerellaceae
Gene: ibp1
Product: Cdc25 phosphatase Ibp1
Cellular component (GO): nucleus; cytoplasm
Molecular function (GO): protein tyrosine phosphatase activity
Source: RefSeq, a predicted model, not a curated record